Messenger RNA from Zingiber officinale, 1091 nucleotides. Its product is annotated as ethylene-responsive transcription factor-like protein At4g13040. NCBI's taxonomy places the organism in Eukaryota, Viridiplantae, Streptophyta, Magnoliopsida, Zingiberales, Zingiberaceae. Gene Ontology annotation, biological process: regulation of DNA-templated transcription. Gene Ontology annotation, molecular function: DNA-binding transcription factor activity; DNA binding. The record is from RefSeq and is a predicted model, not a curated record. The transcript has 7 exons. The coding region runs from base 78 to 791 and encodes 237 amino acids.
CUUCGUCUUCGUCUCCUCAGGGCCUCCUUGAAGUAGCAGCCGCACGGUCGCGACUUACGACCUUCUCAGCAGCAGUCAUGGUUAGCAUCAGGCGAAGAAGAUAUUUAGGGAUCUGUUCUGGAAAAGGUUCCUCGCCUGUGGUAGUUCCUAAACACAUUGAGAUACCGACUGCUGAUGAAAAUUCCAGUCAACAUGUUAAGACAAUGGCUGUACAUUCGGUGCCUUCAGUGGAGACAAGUCUUCAAAAUCUGGUAAGCAAGUCUGAAAUAUAUACUCGAUCCAUGGAUGAAUCUUCCAUGAUUAUGUCAAAAGAAGAGCCAAAUCCAUAUUACCCAGGUAAAGAUAUAAAACAUGGAAAGCGACAUAGGAGGAAACACAAUGACAAUCAGGAACCGUGCAUGAUGAGGGGGGUUUAUUUCAAAAAUAUGAAAUGGCAGGCAGCAAUAAAGGUCGAUAAGAAACAAAUACACUUGGGGACUGUUGGAUCUCAAGAAGAAGCUGCCCGACUAUACGACAGAGCAGCCUUUAUGUGUGGGAGAGAACCCAAUUUUGAGCUGUUGGCAGAGGAGAAACAAGAACUGAGGCAAUACAACUGGGAAGAGUUCUUGACAAUGACGCGCAGUGCGAUCAAUAACAAGAAGAACCAGAGGAGGCUUAGUCCAGGAAAGCGAAAGAAGCCGUCAGAGGCUCAGAUUUCCAGCAGCAGCAACUGGGAACAGGAAGGAGGCAGUCACGAUUCAUCAAUGUCGGACGAUAAUGAAGAUAUUGAUGCCAAUGUAUCUGUCUUGUGACCCUAGAGAAGCAUGGAGUUUAGGGUAUACGGCUCUCAUACAUUUAUUUAUUGAGGCUAAUUUAGACAUGUGCAUAGUUCCAUCAUCUCUUAGAUUUGUCUCUGAUUAAUUUGAUCCAUGUAAAGUCCUAAAUAAGUAGGGCGAGUUAGAAUUGGAUAAAAAGGCUCUUACUCGUGCUUUCCUCAUUCACUUAGCGUUUUCAAGUUGCAGCAUAAAUAUUCUUCUUGAUUGCUGUCCAAUGUUACUCUUCUGGGAUGUUUAAGACUAUCGUAAUACUCUCUCUUUCCAUUCUUUGAAAAA